CUUCAGAUGUGGCGAAACAAGAUAUUCCUUUCUGGCAUGGGGAUCUGACAUACCACACUGCUUCACUUUGAAUUUGGACAGUAUGCUGUAACACAAGAUAUGAUAUGACUUCAACCAACAAUAGGAUCAACUGCAAUUAAAGAUACAACAACUUCAGGCGCAACUACAAGUGGAAUUCCUCUAUCACACAAUGAAGAAAUCAGCGUGCGUGUCUGACCUCAGGAUUGCGAUAUUUGGAAAAAAUCCAAAUGAAAAGACAACACUGAGUAACUUCAUCACUGCAAAAAGAGAUGGUUCUCUCCCAAGAACCCCAAAGCAAUGUGUACAUGCCGAGGGAGAGUGGAGGAAAAAACCUUUCACAAUUCUGAAAACUGCAGACGUCUUCAGUCUGCCACUGGAGAAAGUUAGACAUGAGAUAAAGAAGUGUGUGUUUAAUUGCUCCCCUGGACCAAAUGUUCUGCUACUGUUAGUGAACCCUUCUGAUUUUACUGAGCAGGAUAGGCAACAAAUCAAGUUCUUCAUGAACUUCUUUGGACCAGAUGCUUUUAAAUACGCAAUGGUCAUCAUAACACAAAAUGAUGGGCUAGGGAAUCCUUCAGUUAAUCAACUCAUCCAAGACUGUGAACAAAGGCAACAUAUAAUGGACUUUGAUGAAGAUGAUUUUCCUGAGUAUGAUCACCAAGAACUGAUGGAGAAAAUGGAGAACAUAGUGGAUGAAAACAGGGGACAAUUUUUAACCUACACUGAAGACACAGGUCCCAUGGGAGCACCUGAAUGCACGAAACCACCUCUAAACCUGGUUUUGUGUGGGAGACAUGGAGGCUGGAAGGCUUCAGCAUCCAAUGCUCUUCUGGGAGAAAGAAAGUUUGGUCCACAUGUUGAAUCAUCAGAGUGUGUUAAAAGGCAGGUUACCCUGGUGGAGCUGCCUGCCUUGUCUGGAAAACCUCAGGAGGCAAGAAAGAAAGAAGCAUUGGAGAGCAUCUCCCUCUGUGAUCCUGAGGGCAUCCAUUGCAACAGUAAGAACAAGCAGUCAGUGUCUGAGGUUUUACUUCGUUUAGAAAAUAUGAGAGUUGUUGGAUCCAGAAAAGGGAUGCUUCCUAAGCUUGUAAGAAGUGCAACAAAUGCGGAGCAAUAUAAAGGUCCCAGAAACUUUCAAAGGAUGACUCCGAAUAGAGCAUCUGUUGCAUUAGGGACACGUAGAGAAUCUCUCAAGCAGGUUCAGGAGAAACAGCCUCCCAAGCCUCCAAUUGUGCCGCAUAGACACAGGACUCGUACAGACUGUCUCAGGAUGAUGCUGAUUGGGAAAACUGGUUGUGGAAAAAGUGCCACUGGGAACACUAUUUUGGGCAAAGAAUGCUUUACUUCCAAAGUUUGUCUAAAGUCAGUAACCAAGCUUUGCCAAAAAGAAACAGGAGAGAUUGACGGGCGGCCUGUCGCUGUGGUCGACACCCCCGGUUUGUUCGACACAGCUCUGUCCAACGACCAAGUUCAACAGGAGCUUGGGAAAUGCAUCAGCAUGUUGGCUCCUGGACCUCAUGUGUUCUUACUGGUACUCCGGAUUUGUCGGUUAACACAGGAGGAAAAGGACACUGUGAAACUGAUCAGGGAGUUUUUUGGCAAGAAGUCAGAAUAUUUCAUCAUUGUUUUAUUCACGAGAGGCGAUGAGCUUAAAGACCAAACAAUUGAAAGUUACAUAGAAGAAGGUCAGGAGGACUCCUUAAUGAAACUGAUAACUGAAUGUGGAGGAAGAUACCAUGUCUUCAAUAACAACGAUCCGAAAAAUCGCACUCAGGUCAGCCAACUCCUGACUAAAGUUGAGACAAUGAUAAAGAACAAUGGGGAUGGAUACUACACCUCAGAUUUGUUCCAAGGAGCUGAGGGCGCCAUACGAAAGGAAAUGGAGAAGAUCAUGGAAGAGAAGGAAGCAGAGAUACAGAGGGAGCAGACGGACCUGAAAAGAAAACAUCGAGAUGAAAUAAAAGAGAAGGAAAGAAAAAUGGCAGAGGUAACAUCUCAACUGGAUCAAGAAAGAGAGAGAGCCAAAGAAAAGGAGAAAUACAUAGAGAAGAUGGAGCAGGAAGAAGGCAAGAGAGAAAUAGAAAGAGACAAGAGAGCAGAGGAGGAACGGAAGAAGAAAGUGCAGGAGGAAAUCCAAAGACGCGAAUGGGAACAAAAACUCGAAGGUCUGGAAGAAAAACUGUAUUAUCUAUCAGAAAACAGUUCUGUGUCUGACUUAAUGCCAGUAAUACAGGAUAGAAAAAACAUGAGACAAGAACGAGAGGCCUGGGAGAAGGAAAGAAGGGAAUCGUGGCAAACACAGUAUCAGGAAGAAAAGCAGAGGCAAGAGGAGCAAAGAGGCUGGGAAAAGCUAAGGCAAGAACAGGAGCAGGAAAUCCAAAUGAUGAAAAAGAAAAGGAAAGAAGAGAAAAUGAUCAGAAGGGAAUAUGAAGAAAGAGAGUGUAAAGAAUUAGACAAACUGCAUGAGAAAAAUAUGGGAGGAAUAAGAAAGCAAAAAGAAGAGGAGGCCAGAAAGCAAGCUGAAGAGUGCAACGAAUUCAGAAACAUGUUUAUUAACGAUGUUUCAUUAGAUAUGAACAGGUCCGAAAAGGAAAGGGAGGAUCUGAGGAAGUUGCAAAGAAACAAAACUGACUUGAUGAUAAAACAGCUGAGCAAAAACAGAACGUUCCAAAGAGACAUAGAGAAACUGAAGAAGAGACAGGAAGAAGACAUGAUCGACUUGAAGAAGACGCAUUUCCUUUACAGCAGAGAACAUCUGAACGAAGAAGUCAGUGACCUGGCGAAAAGACACGAGCGGGAAAUAGAUGACUGGAUACAGGAACAUUUGAAGAAAGCAAUUGAGAACAAGGCUUGUAACAUUUUAUGAGAUGUCACACCAACACAGCUGCAAAACUGUCAUGUUUUGUUUUUAUUUCAUACUGAACCAGUACAUAUACAUAAAUGUUCUUCAGAUGCCAUUACCUUGAUUUAAGGGGCCCUAUUUAGCUUAUUUGGGUUUUUCUUAUCCUUUGGUGUGUUAUAUAGGUUUAUGUGCAUGUAAAUGAUCUGCAAAGGCUCAAGUCCCAGAGUUUCGUUUCUCUCCGACACACUCCCCCCCCCCCCUGCCUGAAAUGUCUCCAUUGGACUCCUUUGUUUACUUCCUUAACAUAGUGACACUUUUAUUGCCUAGCGCUCCAACACAUUGUACGUGAUGGGCUAGGGAGCGGUACAUCUCUAAGCCGUUGACCAAUCACAACAGAGCCGGCCAGCCAGCCAAUCAGAGCAGACUGGGCUAUUAUGUUUCUGUUAACACUUGACAACUUUAGUGGCCCUUUCACAUAGUUUCUUUAACUUUGACGAUACACUUUAUGUGUUCUUAAGCUGUUAAGAGUGAAUGUAUAGCUGUCAGUUGUCUUUCAAUCAGAAGGUUGAGGGUUCAAUCCUAGUUUUACGGUGGCAGACAGGUGUUUGGAGAUUUUUAUUUGCAGCAUUUUGUUUUCGCAUGUUUUGUAAAGUGGGUGAAGAAGUUUCUUCAUUUGCAUGUGCUUUGGCACAUUUGAAUUGACAUUGCUUUUGAAAGUGCAGCGUGUUGCUCUUUAAGGAAAUGUUUUGGGCCAUUUUAACAUGUUUGCACCUGUCGGCCACCAUAAAGCUUGAGAUAUAAAUGCAGUCUUCUAUUUACCAUUUAAAGAACAGUGUCUAGACAGUCUAUCUUGUCCGUUAAAAUAUAUAUUUUUGCACAAGCAAAACCAAUAUGUUUUUUUUGUGUGUGGAGUAAACCUCAAAGCUAACACUGUAAAAAGUUUUUUUUAUUUUUGAUCAAUUUUAUUUGUGUUCCAUGAUUACUGAAGGUUAACACUGUAAAUAUUUUCAAAUAUUAGGAAGUUUCAUGCCAUAAUCAGUCAUUUUGAAUGUGAGUCAUUUGCACAGUCUCUAAAUAUACUAUGUUUUUUCUUGUUAGUACACUUCACAAGAUGAUGUAUACAAUUGACCACUUGUUCUACUGUAACAAUGUCGGAGGCUGUACAAACUACAAUGUGUUGUUUGGAUUUUGCAUGUGUACAAUUAUUUUCAGAUUUACUUUUAAAACUAUAUUUAACAAAUAUUUCUUAUUACACAUAGAGGGCAGGAAAAGUUACUCCCGUGUUAUAAAUAAUUGUGUCAACCGCAGUUUGUUCUGAACAUCAUCCCUGCUGCCACUGAAGAGAGUCAGAUUUCAUCAUAAAGUGUCAUUGUCUUUAAAUGUCGGCUAAACAUCUGAUCAUCUUUGAAAACGUUUUUCCUUUUUGUAUGUUUACAGUCAGCCCUGAGCAGUGCUGUGCUAUGUUAUCUGUUGUUAUAAUUAGGGCUGGCUCAUGCUGGCCUUGAAAAUCCUUCUGGGUCAUAUUUGUUAUUGUAUUUUUAUUUUGUAUUUUGUAUUUACUUAAUUUUAUUUGUGUUUUACAAUAACAUUAACAUUUAGUCAAAUAGAUAGUCUAUCUUGGAAUUGUAUUAUAUAUUUGUACAGCUUCAUUCAUGUUAGUUGAUCUGUACAAAGUGUAAAGCCCCCUGAGACAAAUGUGUUUUGAGAUAUUGGGCUAUAUAAAUAUGUUUUAUUUUAUUUUAUUUGCUACACCCAUAGACUGCAUAUAUAAAGGGUAACAACAACCUUCUGAGUUGUGGUUUCAACACUUGUUCUUUUAAAUUAAAUACCAGUCCGUAACAACGA
Molecule: messenger RNA, 4705 nt
Organism: Trematomus bernacchii (emerald rockcod)
Lineage: Eukaryota; Metazoa; Chordata; Actinopteri; Perciformes; Nototheniidae
Product: GTPase IMAP family member 8-like
Exons: 4
Coding region: 191-2884 (897 amino acids)
Molecular function (GO): GTP binding
Source: RefSeq, a predicted model, not a curated record